Trichechus manatus latirostris (Florida manatee) is the source of this 2545-nucleotide messenger RNA. RefSeq names its product ankyrin repeat domain 34A (gene ANKRD34A). The transcript has 2 exons. The record is from RefSeq and is a predicted model, not a curated record. Gene Ontology annotation, molecular function: protein binding. Bases 188 to 1678 code for a protein of 496 amino acids. NCBI's taxonomy places the organism in Eukaryota, Metazoa, Chordata, Mammalia, Sirenia, Trichechidae.
GGCUCCCCCACCCCAGCUGCCCCGUGGCCCCGGCCUCAGUCCUGGCCCAGCGGAGGUUCUGCGGACAUUCAGGGAUCGGCUUUGCCACUGAGCCCUCAGGCCUCUUCCAAGCACCACCCCACGCCCCUAGCCAUCCUCGGCAGGUCCCAAUCCCGGCUCCAUCAGCGCCCUCGGCCCAGCCGCAGCUAUGCUGCACACCGAGGGCCACGCUCUUCUUCGGGCCGUGGGUCAGGGUAAGCUACGUUUGGCCCGUUUGCUUCUGGAGGGUGGCGCCUACGUGAAUGAGGGUGAUGCCCAGGGGGAGACUGCGCUAAUGGCGGCAUGUCGGGCCCGCUACGAUGACCCCCAGAACAAGGCGCGCAUGGUACGCUACCUCCUGGAGCAAGGCGCAGACCCCAACAUCGCAGACCGCCUCGGGCGCACAGCGCUUAUGCACGCUUGCGCGGGGGGUGGGGGCGCCGCCGUGGCCUCGCUGCUCCUGGCCCACGGCGCAGACCCCUCCGUCCGAGAUCACGCAGGCGCCUCGGCGCUUGUCCACGCACUGGACCGCGGGGACCGCGAGACGCUUGCCACGCUGCUGGAUGCCUGCAAGGCCAAGGGCACGGAGGUUAUCAUCAUCACCACCGACACCUCGCCCUCGGGCACCAAGAAGACCCGGCAGUAUCUCAAUUCUCCACCGUCCCCGGGGGUGGAGGAACCUGCUCCCGUCCCUCCUAGCCCGGGGGCUUGCACGUCGCCUUCGGAAAUCCAACUGCAGACUGCUGGAGGAGGGGGGCGGGGGUUGUUAUCCCCCUGCGCCCAAGAGGAAGAAGAGAAGCGGGACGUAUUUGAAUUCCCUCUUCCUAAGCCUCCCGAUGACCCCUCCCCUUCUGAACCUCUCCCCAAGCCACCCCGUCACCCCCCAAAACCACUCAAAAGGCUCAACUCUGAGCCCUGGGGCCUAGCGGCCCCUCCCCAACCAGUCCCGCCGGCCGAGGGGAGACCAGGGGUUGAACGCCUGACCGCUGAGUUCAACGGCCUGACGCUGACGGGUCGACCACGUCUUUCUCGACGUCACAGCACCGAAGGCCCGGAGGAUCCGCCCCCGUGGGCGGAGAAAGUGACGGGAGGCGGGGCUCUCUCUCGCAGAAACACAGCGCCAGAGGCUCAGGAGUCUGGUCCCCCUUCAGGAUUGAGGCAGAAACUGAGCCGCAUGGAGCCGGUGGAGCUCGACACCCCCGGACAUCUUUGCCCCGACUCUCCAGAGUCUAGCCGCCUGUCCCUGGAGCGCCGCCGAUACAGCGCCUCCCCGCUGACCCUCCCUCCAGCCAGCUCGGCUCCCUCUCCGCGCCAGUCCCAGGAGAGUUUGCCAGGGGCUGUAUCUCCGCUGAGCGGGCGAAGACGGAGUCCUGGGCUGCUGGAGCGGAGGGGCUCGGGGACGUUGCUUCUGGACCACAUCGCUCAAACGCGGCCCGGCUUCCUGCCCCCACUCAACGUCAGCCCCCACCCUCCCAUCCCCGACAUUCGCCCCCAACCCGGAGGUCGGGCGCCUUCGCUGCCCGCCCCUCCCCAAGCAGGGGUGCCAGGUUCUCCCAGGACCAAGCGCAAGUUGGUGAGGCGCCAUUCCAUGCAGACUGAGCAAAUCCGCUUGCUAGGGGGUUUCCAGAGUCUAGGUGGGCCGGGGGAGCCAGGGCGCUGACAGGAGGGAGAGGAGCCAGGGAGGGUAGGUAUCAGGGCCUUGAUGGGACAGGAGGGGGAACCAACUCACACACACCAUGCACAUAGGGGUCUCUUGGAUGUGCUCAUGGGCACAGUACAUGCACACAUGGGUAAACGUGUCCACAAGCACAGUCCUCUUACUUGCAGGGAAGGGUAAAUUCUCUAUUCGCUGGGCAUACAAACACAUGCAUUCAUGCCCUGAUCACUUUACAUGCAUGUGGGAUUACUUGUGUACCCACAGAUGUGGUACACCAGUAAAUACACAGGGUCGCUUGUGCUGGCGCUCCAAAUGGGCCCCAAACUUAACUGCAUUUGUUCAGAAGCAGUAGGUAACCCCUUCUUUGGGGUAGUCCCUGAUCUCUUUGCCCUCCUGCUGAAAACUUCACCUAAAUAGCAAUCCCUUGCUUUCCAUGUGUGCCCCACAACACAGGCCCCAUCAUGAUUUUGCACACACUACCCUCUUCAUGAAUGUCCCACACUGUUCUACAGGUCUUGCCUCUCUCUCCAGGCCGGGCCCCUUGUUCACACUCUGCUUCCAGUCCCACUUUUCAGGAUAUCUUCCUCUUCACUCUUCUUGGGGGUUUCCUGAGCAACCCCCAGUCUCAGUUCUGCUGCUGCCCUCCUGCUCUCAGCUUCCCUUCUCAACUUCCCACUUUUUAUUCACACGCCAUUCCACCAGCCAGUCCAUUACAGCAGAUUGUCUCAUUUUCCAGGGGAUGGGUCAUGGGCUCUAAGUUGCUCUUCUGUUCUCUCUGAGCUUAUGAACACUCCCCCAGGUAGAAGUGGGGAGUAACACAAAAUCACUCCUCUCUCUACUUGACAUAUCAAAUAAAUGUAUUCAGAAGUC